Pogona vitticeps (central bearded dragon) is the source of this 2146-nucleotide messenger RNA. The record is from RefSeq and is a predicted model, not a curated record. NCBI's taxonomy places the organism in Eukaryota, Metazoa, Chordata, Lepidosauria, Squamata, Agamidae.
AGCAGGUUCCAGAAGGCGGGGUGGGAAGAGGAAAGGCGGGCGGAGGAAGGGAAGGAAGGAGCGGCGGAGACCAGGCGGGCCGUUGCGGGCACUCUCCGGCGCGAUGGAGAAGGUGAAUGAAUUGAAGGAGAAAGGGAACAAGGCCCUGAGCUCAGGGAACACUGCUGAAGCUAUCAAGCACUACUCGGAGGCCAUCAAAUUGGAUUCCAACAAUCACGUGCUCUACAGCAAUCGCUCUGCUGCUUAUGCCAAGAAGGGGGAAUAUCUGAAAGCCCUAGAAGAUGCUUGCAAGACCAUUGAGCUGAAGCCAGAGUGGGGCAAGGGCUACUCCCGAAAGGCGGCCGCUCUGGAAUUCCUGAACCGCUUUGAGGAGGCCAAGAAGACAUACGAAGCGGGGUUGAAACACGAACCAGGCAAUCCACAGUUGAAAGAAGGGCUGCAAAACAUGGAGUCGAGGCUGGCAGAAAGGAAUCUCAUGAACCCUUUCAACAUGCCCAACCUCUACCAGAAGCUGGAGAGCGAUCCCCGGACGAGGAACCUACUCAGCGAUCCGAGUUACCGGGAACUGAUUGAGCAACUCCGCAGCAAGCCAUCCGAAUUGGGGGCGAAGCUGAAGGACCCGCGGGUAAUGACCACCCUAGGAGUGCUGCUUGGCGUAGACUUAGCCGCUGCCGAUGAUGAAGAUGAAGCCAUGUCUCCACCCCCACCUCCGCCCCCCAAGAAAGAACCCAAGCCAGAGCCCAUGGAGGAAGACCUCCCAGAGAAUAAGAAGCAGGCUCUUAAGGAAAAAGAACUGGGCAAUGAAGCUUACAAGAAGAAAGACUUUGAAGCAGCAUUGAAGCAUUAUGAUAAAGCACGGGAACUGGACCCAACCAAUAUGACUUACCUCACCAAUCAAGCAGCGGUGUAUUUUGAGAAGGGAGACUACAACAAGUGCCGAGAGCUUUGUGAGCAGGCCAUCGAGGUCGGGCGAGAGAACCGGGAGGAUUACCGCCAGAUUGCCAAUUAUAGCAAAUCAGCACUAUACAGGACUGCAUUAUGUAGGGCAUUACUGUAUUUGCAUGCCAUGGCUGUAUCUCUGCCCAGCUUCCCAUUCCAGGGCAUGGUGAGGGGCAGAGAGGCACCCAGAAUGGUAAACCAGUGGCUCGGCUCGGCUGUCAGAGAAGACUGGAAAACAGCCCACUGGAAGGAGAAAGCUGCACGCUCUGAUCUUUCCCUGAACAAACAAUCUCUUAAAGAGUUAUUUCUUUCCCAUUUGCAGGACUGUGAAGAAUGUAUUCGCCUAGAACCUGCAUUCAUCAAGGGCUACACUCGCAAGGCAGCCGCGCUGGAAGCGAUGAAAGACUACACCAAAGCGAUGGAUGUCUAUCAGAAAGCCCUUGAGCUGGAAUCCGGCUGCAAGGAAGCUGCAGAGGGUUACCAGCGCUGCCUCAUGGCUCAGUACAACCGCAAUGAUAACCCGGAGGAGGUGAAGCGCCGUGCCAUGGCUGACCCAGAGGUCCAGCAGAUCAUGAGUGACCCGGCCAUGAGACUGAUCCUUGAACAGAUGCAGAAGGACCCUCAAGCGCUAAGCGAACACUUGAAGAAUCCGGUCAUUGCUCAGAAAAUCCAGAAGCUCAUGGAUGUCGGUUUGAUUGCAAUCCGGUGAUGAUUCUGACUCUGCGCCCUCCUUCCUCCUUCCCUGUUGAGAAGGGCAGCUGGGACUCCUGGAGACGCUGGCAACGCGGUUCAAGGGCGCGCGCGCCCCCCCUCUGUUAGAGGCAGAGACUUGUACAGUCGAGUGGGUGUGCCUGUUCCCCACACACACACACGUGCGCACCCACACAGUUGUGCUCACGCCAAUCCACCCCGCCAGCUCCAGAGCUGGCCCCUCGAUGAUCAUUGUGGCCUGUCGUUCUGUCUCUCUCAGCAGUUGUUCCCAUUUGUGAGCUGCCCUCCUCUCUCUUUUUUUUCUUUCCUCUUUCCCCCCAACCAGCUCCUUGCAGUUUUAAAUUCUCUUGGCCAGCGGCUGUGGCGCGGAGAAGUUCACCAGUCAUUGGUUGUCUGAAUCGGUUCAGCUGUGAAGCUGUGUUUUUUCUUUUUUCUUUUUUUUUUUCUUGUCUGCCGCACAUGCAAUAAAAGAGCAAAGUUAGUGGCCUUGGCUUUC